This is a messenger RNA of Leptinotarsa decemlineata (Colorado potato beetle), 734 nucleotides long. RefSeq lists its product as uncharacterized. Lineage: Eukaryota; Metazoa; Arthropoda; Insecta; Coleoptera; Chrysomelidae. Gene Ontology annotation, molecular function: growth factor activity; Toll binding. Gene Ontology annotation, cellular component: extracellular region. Gene Ontology annotation, biological process: innate immune response; central nervous system formation. The record is from RefSeq and is a predicted model, not a curated record.
UAUCAUUUACAGUACAUUUACUGACUUCAACAGUCAGACACCUUCGAAACUUUCAAACGUGUAUAUUAGUUAUCUACUCAGUGCCAAAUAUGUUCCACACUUCUAUCAAUCUAAUUUUGGUUACCUUGAUAUAUUCAACAAAUAUGCAUUCAGUUAUGAGGAAUCUGGACCGCGAGAUUCGUCCCAGAGAUCACGAUGAGUAUAUGAAAUGUCCUCAUCAUAUUUGCCAAGAAGUCAAUGUUUAUCCCGAAAUAGAAAUUAAAAAAGCGCUGGCAGACAAAGCAUCCUUGAGAGGAGUGUUUGGAAUUGUAUUGAAUUCGACCUAUGAUAUCACUGCAGUAGAUUUUCCCAGCAGGACUGGCCUAGUGGAAUAUGGUGAAGCGAAGCAUCUCUGCUUGGCGGAGAGAUCCACUUCUUACCUCCCACGAGUAAUGAUGAAUAUAAAUCUGGAAUGGAAGUUCGUGGUAAAUGUGGAAGGAUAUGAACAAAUAUUCACAUCUGAAAUUUGCAGGGCUCCUAGAAAGGUCGGCAGAAAACUUCCAAAGAGCGACUAUUGUUCGGAAUUUGGCUUUCAAUGCGACCAGAGUUAUCAAGAAAUAUAUCUACUGACUUUUGAAGAUGACAUCAUCGAUUUCGAUAAAUUUAGUGUACCGACUACUUGCAACUGUUUUUGUGAUAAACAUGUUAGAAAAAUGACGUAUUCUCAUUCAGAAUAAAUAUGUUCUUGUUUUCGA